AUGCCAGUGGUUGAACUAAUCGCAACACCAGUUCCCAGGGGAGCAGUACCAAAAACCGGUUCAUCCACCAGCAACGCCAACGACUCCACAUCCGGACACACCACCACACCACCCGUGAUCACCAUCGACGAAGACCUCGAGGACACCGAGGAGCCGGGGGAAUAUCCACUUCCCUGGUGGGCCACCGAGGAACAGGACCCGGGCAACGCAGGGGGUCCAACCCUGGAAACAACACCCGCCACUAUACAUCCAGAUGACAAACCGACUCGUGCAGAUUGGGAUUUCCAGCCACACUGCUACAACUGUAACUCCCCGGAUCAUCGCCGCCAACAAUGCCCCAAACCUCGCAUCAUAGUGUGUUACAGUUGUGGGCGCAAAGGGGUCACCACGAAAACGUGCCCCCAUUGUGGAGAUCAGUGGAGGGCAGCCGGACCCUACGUCCCAGCACUGGGGCGUAACGUACCUCGUGCGAAGUUACAGACUCGAGCUCCACCAAGCGAUACCGCUGCCGAUACUUCACAAACCAGGAAGCGCACCAAGCGUCAGAAGCACCCCCAGGCUGUCAAGACAUCGAAACCUACCGCCUCACCGAAGACCCUACGAGGUGGGCCACCCCCCUCGCCACCACCUAGACCAGAGGAGCGUUGGGCAUAUCAUACACCCUCCUACGAGGCUAGGAAACUUCAAGGAUCUCCACGUCAGUCCGGAGAUUCUCAGGAAUAUGAAGGACGUUCCCAACGUCCCCCGGUGCAGUAUCAUGCCUUCUCACAGGAGCGGGGCUAUGAGUAUAGACCCCAGCAUGAGGAGUACCCACCGCUGGGGGGAAACAGAACGUGGGGAAGACCCCACGAGAGCGAGGAUUGGCGUCGAGAGGAACCACGUCGAGGGCGAGGAGGACUACCCGACCCUCGCUACGAACCAGAACUGAGGGGUUACCGCGAGCCACCCAAGGACUACUAUAGGUCAACGAGGGAUCGCGACCUCCCCUCGAGGGAUCAGGGACGCCGAGGCCGGGAGGAAGGACCCAGAUACCCUCCCCGAGACCGUGAGUAUGACCCCGACUACUCACUCAGGGGACCAGAGCCACCACCACCCGGCUACUGGUAG
Diachasma alloeum is the source of this 1107-nucleotide messenger RNA. RefSeq names its product basic salivary proline-rich protein 3-like. Gene Ontology annotation, molecular function: nucleic acid binding; zinc ion binding. NCBI's taxonomy places the organism in Eukaryota, Metazoa, Arthropoda, Insecta, Hymenoptera, Braconidae. Bases 1 to 1107 code for a protein of 368 amino acids. The record is from RefSeq and is a predicted model, not a curated record. The transcript has a single exon.